This is a messenger RNA of Polistes canadensis, 1344 nucleotides long. It is a transcript of the gene Sting, whose product is annotated as stimulator of interferon genes protein. The record is from RefSeq and is a predicted model, not a curated record. Bases 280 to 1329 code for a protein of 349 amino acids. Gene Ontology annotation, molecular function: 2',3'-cyclic GMP-AMP binding; cyclic-di-GMP binding. Gene Ontology annotation, cellular component: autophagosome; endoplasmic reticulum membrane. NCBI's taxonomy places the organism in Eukaryota, Metazoa, Arthropoda, Insecta, Hymenoptera, Vespidae. The transcript is spliced from 2 exons. Gene Ontology annotation, biological process: activation of innate immune response; positive regulation of type I interferon production; autophagosome assembly.
GCGUAUCAGCUGUUUUCUUCCAUGUUGGUGAUCACAAGUGACAAUACAAUACAGUUGCUAUUAUGUUACGAACAACUCUAAACAACGCUAAUUUAAAAAAUAAUCAAUCAAAUAACAACACUUGAAAACGAUAUAAAAUAUAUAUUAUAUUCAACCUUUUAUUAAAUACGAUUAUGGAUUAGUCGAUUUUUAUUAAAUGUAUUUUUAUUGGUACUACUAAACAUGGAAACAUUUUAAAAUAUUUAAACAUUAUAACUUGACAUUUCUAUACAUUCAAAAAUGAAUAAGAACAUAUCAUAUGUGUCUAACGUAAAUCUAAAAGUAGUCUUCUAUUUUAUUUUAGAAAUUAUACUCAUUGGAGUAGCUAUUGGAACACAGUAUGACGGUAAUGUUACUUUCACGAUAUGGAAUAUAUUUUGUAUUGUGUCAAUGCUUUUUAUGAUACAUAUUUUAUGUGAUUUAAUGAUACAAUUCUGUAAUUUAUUCGAUCCAAAGUUGAAAUACUAUGGGAUACAACAAUUAGAAGUGCCAUUAAAAUAUGAAAUUGCCAUUGGAAUAUGUAUUAUUAUAUUUCUUUUUUCACAAAUAAUGAAUGAAAGUUUUUGGUAUAUUUGGAGAUACUAUAAUGUAUCAAAUAUAUGCUCUUAUUGUUUUGUAAACAUUCUGUUUAAAACACUGAUCUUAUCUCAACAAAAUGUAGAUAUAGAUAUAAGUAGUAUGAAUGGACUUGAUUAUGGUACUGGAAUGGCCUAUAGUUACUACUAUGGUUAUUUGAGAAUUAUUUUACCAUCUACUGGUACAGCAAGUAAAGGCAUAAUUGAAAAAUUAGAGAAUUUAGAAGAUAGUCAUAACAUAUCUAUUUCAAUCAAAAAAUUAUUUAUUCUAAUUCCAUCUUCAACAUAUACAUCUCCAGAUUUAAAAGACUUUACAAAUGGCUGGAUGGAAAAUGCAAUAGAAUUAGAAAAAGAAGUAAGAAAUAGAGCUGGGAUAAAAAAUCGAUCUUAUCAUAAUAACGUAUAUAAGAUUUAUCCUGAAGGAAAAAAACCUUGUGUCAAACCAGAAUAUAUAGCAGUUGAAGGUGCAUCACCUUUGCAAACUAUGUUUGAAGUACAAAAACAUUUUCAUCCGGAAUCGGCAAUGUAUGCGAAGUAUCGCAAACAAAUAACACAAACAUUUUAUUUAAAAUUAAAAGAUAUAAUAUAUAAUGAUCCAGAAUGCAGAGAUUUAUGUGAAUUGAUCUACUAUGAAGAUUACAAUUCUGAUGGAACUAAAGUAAAUGUAGCAAAAAUUAUUCUUGAAAAGAUAUCAGAGCUGAAAAGUUUACAAUAAACAUAUUAAGUUACA